AUGGAUUUAACCGGUCAAAAUCCGAUUGAAUUAACAACUUUCGUGAAUCCGCAUUUGUUUUGGUUUAUACUAAAAACCGACGCACGUUCCGAGCAACUUAACAAUUUAAACAAGCAAUUCCAAAAGUUUGAUACAUUCAAAAAUUCCAAUGAUUCCUUCGAAAUUGGAGAGAUUGUAGCAACUAAGAUAAGCGAAAAAUUCUACCGAGCUGUAAUAGAGCACGUCGAAUUCGAAAACGAUAAAUUAUGCUCGUACUUGCUAUGGUUAAUAGAUUUCGGUUUAAUGAGGGAGAGUAACGAUGUUUUCAAAUUGCCUUCGUCCCUAAGGAAAUUUCCUCCAUUAGCAAUACAGGCAGCCCUCAAUAAUGCCGUGUAUAUUCAAAAGGUGAUCGAAUAUAACGAAUUCGGCCAACCUUGCUCGCUCAAUAAACAUUACUUAAACCCUAAUCCGAGGUGUAGGAAUGAGUGUUAUCAAUGGUUAUCAAAAACUUGCAGUCUCACUGGUUUGAAUUUUAAGUUUGAGAAAAAAGAAGAAGGCAUAGCUUUCGGAGACAUUGUUCUAAAUGAUAAUGCAGUAUCAUUAAGAGAUCAUUUAACAAAAAUUGGAUCUAUGGCAGUUGACGAGGAGUUGUUUAAAGGUUUACCGGAAUUUAUUUGCAACUAUAAGGAAAAUCACUUGUGGUCGAUUUUCAAAAUUUGCAAACAGGAACCUUAUCUGUUAGAUAAGGAAAAUCGUAAUAAACUAGAAGAUACCUGUUCGAAGAUUGUUUCAAAAGUGCUCGAUGAAUUCAAUCAUUCCGAUUUACUAAACAUCGAAGAUGAGAUGUCUGAGCACUUAUGGCGGUCGAACAGAUCUAGAACUGAUGACACGUUGACUUCUAUAGAAAGUACAACUUCAGAUAACGAGACCCCGAUAAAAAUAAAAACAAAAAAGGAAAAAAUGAUGGAGAAAUUGAGGCGACGCAACAAGCCCCAACUGCCCGAUGUGCCAGAGAAGAAACCCAUUGACGCUCCCGAACCAGCCAAAUCGAGCAAAAAAAUAAUCUUUUGCGCUGCCGGCAGUGAAAGGAGUUUCAACAAAUCUAAAAAACCCACUACUCCUCGACGAGACACCCAACACUCCUCACGACAAUCCCCAAACCCUUCGAAGAACUCCACAGGACCCGAACAAUCCUCAUCGGAAGCGAACCGCUGCACUUCGCAAACGGAAAACGAAGAAAAGUCUUCGAUGAGCAGUUCCUCCGAGCACCACGAAAACCUCCAUUCGGACUCCCCGUCCGUGGGAAAGAUUAAACUCAAACCGUACUGCAGCUGCAAGCAGUGCCGCGUUUGGACGCAGGAAGACAACGUUUUCAUUGAAAAGUUUCCCGAACGAAGAAAAACCGAGAAAAUCGUAGGCCGUAACGAUCAAUUUCUGUUUAGGGACUCCAACGCUGCUAGUAACGUUAAAAUCUGUUCGUUGGAUUACGCCUCGAUGACCAAAAUGAAGAAGCAAAUGAUGAUGAAGCUGUUGGUUCACAGCGAGAGUUACGUCAGCCCCGUUCAACAGAUGACGACUAUCGCUUUCCACGAAAACAUCCUCAACAGUCUCAAAAAGCACGAGUAUAAAGAGCCCAAGCGCAUCCAAAAGUACGCUUGGCCGGCCAUUCUUCGCAACCAGCACGUUUUCAUGAUAAGCGGGCCGCAAACCGGUAAAACCAUGGCGUAUCUACCGGUGGUUUGUACGUUUUUGAUGGAGAAGCGCGAGAGAUACAGCUCGUUGCUCAAAGUAGCCGGAGGGCCUAUCGUCACCAUCAUCUGUUCUAACACCAGUAAAUGCGAGGAGGUGUUUGAUUUGACGAGAAUAAUCUUCGGGAAUCUAAAAUUAAAUGUCGCCCUUGUGACCUAUCCUCUAGCUCACGUCAACACUAGCCAUACUGAUAUGUUAAUCACGACUCCCAGCAUCCUCAUCGAUCUGCUGAAAAAUAGAAGUAUUAAUUUCAAACGACUGUGUCAUUUGGUAUUGGAAAACGGCGAUGAGCUCUUACGAGAUCAUAGCGAAGCGAUGAAUUCUAUUUUUGAUUUGGUGCAAUCGAUGUUGAAAAAUAGAGUUUUCACCAAAGCUCUGCAGCUUGUCGUGUGUGCUGAACAUUGGAACUACCAGCUCAAAUCUUUGGCGGGGAAAUUGCAGCAAAUUCCAAUGAUAUGCAUCGGUCAUUAUUUAGAAGCUGCUUUAUAUGGAAAUCUCGAAUUUUCGAUGAAAUUUAGCAACUCCUCGUGCAAACUGCAAGAAUUAAAGAAUUUGUUGAAAGACACUUAUAAAACGAAUAAAUCCAUAGUAAUAUGUAAAGAAGAAGAUAUUGAAGAAAUUCACGAUAUAUUGAGUCUGAAAGGAAUUAUCAGUAUUCCGGUUUAUGCCAAUUUGUCGCAGGAAGAAAUAAAUAGCUACGAAGAAGGCUGGACAGAAGCAAAAGAAGGUGCCUUUUCGGUUCUUAUAUCCAACGACUCCACUGUUGAUACUUUACUAAAUAUCACGUGUGCAACAACACUAAUACAUUAUUCGUUGCCCAAAUCAUGGUCUAAGUUUGUAAAACGGUUUAGUUGCCUCUUGGAAAAUUGCAGCAGCCCUUUGGAAAAUAAGCCACGUAAGACCGUUUCCAAGAGCAUAGUUCUCUGUGAUGAAAGCUGCAAAGAACAAAUGUUCAAGUUCUUCAACUUCAUUAACAGUACGGAUCUUAAGAAACAAUUACCCGAAAAAAUUCAACGGUUCUCCGAUUCGUUGAAGAGAACUGAGGAGGAACAAAAGCUGGAAAAGGGGAUAUCUCUUUGUGGUAAUUUAAAACUUUUCGGUAAAUGUACGAAAAUGAAUUGCUCCAGACGGCAUUUAAUCGCGGAAAAUUCGGAUGUUUCCGAUGAUUUACCGAAAUCCGGAAAAAUCAAGUUCAAAAUCGUAGACGUUGCUGAUGUUACGACUUUUUCAAUACAAUUACUUCAACAUGUGGACAAUGACAGCAAAGUCUACGAACGUGAGGAAUUUGACAACGUUACAGAAGAAUUGACGGCUACUCUGCGAUUAGGAAGGAAAAUUAUGUAUAAUCCUGUUAUAGGACAUCAUUAUUCUUUUUAUAAUAGCGACGAGCAAGGGGAAUUAUACCACAGGUGCGAAGUUUUAGACAUUAAAAACGACUGCAUUCGAAUAAAACUAUUAGAUAAAGGAAGUAUUGUUAAUACAACGACCAGCAGAAUAUAUCGAUUGCCCAAAGAAUUCGAAACUGAUGUAAAACCACGAGCAACAAUUGACGCUAUUUUAGCGAAUUACGUGCCACCGUACAAUGACGAAAAUUUCUCCGCCAAAUCAUUCUACAAUUUAAAAACCCUAUUAGAGGAGCACAAUUACAAAAAUAUAAUUUUUACGGCCGAGGUGCACCUUCAAUUAAAUCAAACUUUGUGGCUGAAAGACGUCCACGAAGAGGUCAUUUUAUCUGAUAAAAUCAUACCCGGUUUCCAACUAUCGAGGGAAAUAUUAACCAAGAAAUUGGCCCAGCACGACUUAGGGCAAUUGAUUUAUUUACACCAGCUGUGUAAAGACGCGAAUAUUGUUCUACCGGAUUACGAAAAACCGAAAGUUCAGUAUUCGGUGAAAAAAGAGGAGAAAAAUUAUCAAUGGGCCUAUCUGGAUAAUGAUGAGAUCAACGAAGUUACGUUUUCCUCUGCUUUUUCUCCAGAGGAAAUAUACGUCCGGUUAAAUAAAUUCAGCGAUUUGCUUUAUACAUUACAAAAGGAAAUCCAAGAGAGCAUUAAAAGACCCAACUACCCGAAACUCCAAAAUGUUAAUGUUGGAGAAGUCUAUUUAGCUAAAGACUCCGUUAGCCAAGAGUACUGUAGAGUAUUAGUAGUUAAGAAAGAAUUGGAGCAAGUAUUAUGUUUCUUCCUCGAUUUUGGAGAUGAAACAGUUUUACCUAUGAACGAAUUGAAGUAUAUUCUACCCAUUUUUAUUAGCAAACUUCCAUUUCAAUGCAUUCAAUGCCGUUUACAUGGCGUAAAAUCUCUCUCUGAAGAAUGGGAACAGGAAGCUACGAAUGUAUUAUAUGAUUAUUCUACCGAACCUCAUACUGACAUAUUCAGAUUGUUGUAUGCAAAAGUGUGCAAGAAAGAAAAUCCGACAACUGGACGAGGAAAUAAGUAUUCUAUUUUACUAAAAGACGGUUUCGGUGAAAAAAAAUCCUUGCUUAAUCAGCUGCUAAUUGAUUGCGGAUUGGUUGCUGUAGAAGAAAUGGAGGAGCUUAAUGAUUUUGAGAUUCCUGUGCAGGAAUACGAAUCGUCCGAACCCGAUGAAGAAUAUACGAAAAUUAAUGAGAUUCUCACGACUACUAAAAAUCUGUGUAAUCACUUGCACAAAGAUGAAGCAGAAGAACACGAACCAAAAAUAGAUGAUUUGGAAAUGUUUACGUAUGGUGAUCCUAUGGACUUUUUUUCACAAUUGAUGAGAAGAAAUGAACCGCCUAUACAAAGCAACAGAGAAUUACCUGCUAUAACUGCCGUUCCAGCAGUUGAUUAUUACACACCAGAUAUAGUUUGGUCACAAGAUGAUGAUACUAUUAAGCUUCACAUUAAAUUAGUCGAUGUCAAAGAUUACACACUAAAUAUAGUUAAAGGGAGGAUCUUGAAUUUCAGAACACUCAAAGAUAAUAAAACGUAUUCCGUAAAAUUUCUGUUAUACGAGAUAAUCGAAAGUUGUCAGGACACGCUUUUUGGGCAUGGCAUAAAAGUCACUCUGAAGAAAAUAAAGAAAAUAGAAUGGCCGCGAUUGACUCUCUCGCAUAAGAAAUACAAAAAUAUAACGUAUGAUUUGCAGACGCUUUGUGAGAACGAAGAGGAGAAGAAUGUUUUGUUGCAAUUACCGAAAGAUCUGGACAUCGAAGACGAUGAUGAAUUGGGCGAGGACGAGCCUAUGUAUGUCGUUGAAUCCGACCUGGAUUCCGACUUGGACGUGGAACUUCCUAUGGAUUUUUUUUAA
Molecule: messenger RNA, 4995 nt
Organism: Phyllotreta striolata
Lineage: Eukaryota; Metazoa; Arthropoda; Insecta; Coleoptera; Chrysomelidae
Source: the annotation of a GenBank genome assembly